CGCCCCCUGGUAAAGUCAUUAUCACUCUGUGAGACUGUGGCGAAAAGUGCAGUUUUGUCCCUGGUGCAGAAACAGAAAUGGUUAAUACUGUCGCACUGGUGCUGCUGGGCAGGAGAGGCUCGGGGAAGAGCUGCUGUGGAAACACCAUACUGGGCAGAAAAGGGUUCCAGUCCAUCCUCAGCACCAAACCAGUGACCACAAAGUGUGAAAAACAGACAGAGUCCAUUCAGGGGAGACAGAUCACUGUCAUCGACACACCAGAUUUCUUCGAUGACUCUCUCCCUCAUCGUAAGCACCAUAUUGACACCUGUAGGUCCUUGGUAUCAGAAGGUCCCUGUGUUUAUCUUCUGGUGUUACAGCUGGGUCGCUUCACAGAGGGAGAGAAGAAUUUAGUGGAGCAGACUGAACGCGUGUUUGGCCGAGCCGUCACACGGCGCAUGAUAAUUCUGUUCAGUUAUGGUGAUGAUCUGGAGGGCAUCACCAUUCAGGACUUCCUGAAGAAUGCUCAGACAGAACUCAAAGCCGUAGUGGAGAAAUGUGGGAAGAGGUGCCAUGUCUUCAACAACAGGGACACCAGCAAUCGCAGGCAGGUGACAGAGCUUCUGAACAUGGUUGAUGUUAUGCUGGACAGAGGUAAAGGGGGCCCAGUUACCCAGACACCACAGCUAAGUGUAAAGAACACCAGGUAUGUGGAGAAGCAGGAGGCGCAGGAUAGGAACAACGACUCAGCCGUUUGGAGAAUGGAGAUAGAAGGGAAUGAUUCUACGUAUCGUGUCAAAAGGAAGGCGGGAAUGAGAGAAGGUGAUGAUGGCAGCCUUCAAAAGCGGGAUACUAUUGCUGUCACACUGGUGCUGCUGGGCAGGAGAGGCUCGGGGAAGAGCUGCUGUGGAAACACCAUACUGGGCAGAAAAGGGUUCCAGUCCGUCCUCAGCACCAAACCAGUGACCACAGAGUGUAAAAAACAGACUGAGUCUAUUCAGGGGAGACAGAUCACUGUCAUCGACACACCAGAUUUCUUCGAUGAUCCUCUCCCUCAUCGUAAGCACCAUAUUGACACCUGUAGGUCCUUGGUAGCAGAAGGUCCCUGUGUUUAUCUUCUGGUGUUACAGUUGGGUCGCUUCACAGAGGGAGAGAAGAAGAUAGUGGAGCAGACUGAAGGCGUGUUUGGCCGAGCCGUCACACGCCGCAUGAUAAUUCUGUUCAGUUAUGGUGACGAUCUGGAGGGCAUCACCAUUCAGGACUUCCUGAUGAAUGCUCAGACAGAACUCAAAGCCCUGGUGAAGAAAUGUGGGAACAGGUGCCAUGUCUUCAAUAACAGGGACACCAGCAAUCGCAGGCAGGUGACAGAGCUUCUGAACAUGGUGAAUGGUAUGCUGGACCGAGGUGACAAAAAGAAUGCUGGAAUGACAAAAGCUGACAAUGAAACAGGUAUGCCAAGACGAGAAUACAAUACAGGGGUACGGGAACGAGACCUGGAAGCACAGGUGAGCCACACUGGUGCAACAAAAUCUCAACAUGACUGGAGAGACAGAACUAAAGCAAAAAGCACCUCAGUGACAAGAGGCAAAUACAGAGAUGAGGACAAAGAACGUACAACUAUGUGCGAAUGUGUUUUGUUGUAAAUAAAAUAGUUAAAUUUGAUAAAUUAGAUUCAACACUGGUUUUCAGAAAAAUGUGACCCUUUUGUCACACUGAAAGGAUAUGUACAGAUAGACACAGUGUCUGGCAGGCUACAUGCCAUGUGUUAAGCCAUGUGUUAAGCACAUGCCAGGUGUUAAGUGGCUAAAGAUGCCAAAAGAAUGAUUCAAAAUAAAAUGUAAAUACUUAAUUACACUAUUAACUGUCAUGUGUUUUAAAAAACUGGCUAUUAUUAAUAUUAUUGCACUAAGAUGAAAGUGAGUCACCUGAGUUAAGACUCAAGUGGCGUUAAUGACAGGUCAAGUUCUGUCUUUAAACUGAGUUACUGUACUUGUAAGUGGUUAGUUAAUACCAUGCAAAUGAGCUUAAUAGAAUCAAUUGCAAUGUCAUGUUUUUUUUUUCAUUUUUGAAUUUGAAAUGAA
Molecule: messenger RNA, 2060 nt
Organism: Paramormyrops kingsleyae
Lineage: Eukaryota; Metazoa; Chordata; Actinopteri; Osteoglossiformes; Mormyridae
Product: GTPase IMAP family member 8-like
Molecular function (GO): GTP binding
Source: RefSeq, a predicted model, not a curated record